AUGAAUAAUGAUAAUAAUAAUAAUAAUCAAAACAACAACAAUAACCAAAACAACUUUCUCUCCUCAUUUUCACAUCCUUUUUUGGAUUUAGAACAAUUUUUAGAAAUUGGUACCUCAUUUUAAUUAAGUUAAUUUCUUAAUUUCUAUCCUAAUGGAGAAUAACAUUAAAGAUAACCUUUUAGAAUGAAUACAUUUACUUCAAGGUCUUUCAAUUAAGAUGAAGAAUUUUUACUCUAUUUUUAAAAUCAAAGUAGAAGAGAACCCUCAUCACCUAGGUUUUAAUUUCAAUUUAUUUAGAUAAAAGAAUUCUAACCUAGAUAAAUAUAUGUAAAAGCGAGCCUUUCCAAUUCAUAAUGAAGAAUUAAACAAAAAUGAACCAUAUAUUAAAGUUACUGUGUUAAGAAAUAUAAAUUAUCCAAACUCUAAUCAUUCAAAUGAAUACUUCAUAAAUUAACAAGGGUAAUUUUUACAAGGAAUUUUAGUCUUAUUGGCUCUCAUAAAAAUGCUGACUCUGAGGAUAUUCUUAUUGGAAGAUCACACAGAACAGAUGUUAUUCCUAAUGAUAUAAGUAAUAAUUAUUAAAAUAUUUUAAGUGCUUCCAGAAGAUAGAAUUAUAUCAAGAAUUCAUUGUAAAUUAGUUUGCAAACAUUAUUUUAGAAAAGAAUAAAAAAUAAAAUUCAUUUAUAAAUUCGCGAUCUAAAAUAUUAAAACUUCUUCUAAUACUCCUUUACCUAAAAGAGCUAUGAUACUUAUAUCACAAUUUUUAGAGUAUACUAUUUUCAUUUAUAUUUAGAUCCCCUAGACAUGCAUAUGUUUAAGAUUUAGGUAGUUUAUGUGGAACACAUUUAAAAAUUUUUAAAAAUGAACCUAGUAUCAUGAAGUUUGAUUAAAAAUAUAGUAUUGGAAGUGACACAAAUUUUAAUGUGUUAUUUUGUUAAACUUAUAAGGAAACAGGAAUUGAUAUUGAUGAUCUUUUUUUUAGACUAUUAAGAAAAAUCACUUCCUUAAAGCAAUUUAAACAUGAAAUUCAUUUUAGUGAAUAAUCGAUAUAAUAAAGAUUUUUUAAAAUAUUAACUUUUGAAGAGGAUAAUGAAGAAUUGAAAAUUAAACCUGAAGAUUUUAAAGAAAUCUAUUAAAAAUUAAAAGAAUAUAAAGCUUCUAUUAUUUCUAUUAAAUUUAAUGGAUCUGGUGUAGAAAGUGGAAAAAAUUUUAAUAUUUUUAUUCAAACUGAAAAUUAGGAUUCCUUGGAAUUUUAAAUAGGAAGAGGAUAAGAAAACCAUGUCAAAAUCAACUCAAAUACAAUAUCCAGAAAAUAGAGCAGAUUUAAAUACUCUAAAAGGUAUUAUUUACAAUUAUUUCAGCCUGAAAUCAUGGAUAAUUUUUGAUGGAUCUAAAGAUAGAGAUUCUGCAAAUGGAACUUGGGUGUCAUUAUCUACAUUAGAAUAAGCGGAUAAGAAAGCAGAAUCAGAUCUAGUGGUCCUAAAGAAUAAUGCUGAAAUUAAAAUUAGCGAAUUUAUUUUGAAGAUUGAAUUAUUUUAAGGAAAGUAAAAAAUUAUAUUUAUUUAUCAUUUUUAGGAAAUAAAGUAAAAUUAAUUAGCAAUUACUAAACGAACUAAAAAGCGAAUGA
Molecule: messenger RNA, 1627 nt
Organism: Paramecium sonneborni
Lineage: Eukaryota; Ciliophora; Oligohymenophorea; Peniculida; Parameciidae
Source: the annotation of a GenBank genome assembly